AUGGAAACAACGAAUACGUGGAAUAUACCAAUGAAGGCGACUCAAGAGCCCGUGCUACACGUCUAUAAUUCACUCAGUCGAUCCAAAGUCCCUUUCAUUCCUACGCACGGUAGAUCCGUCACUUGGUAUAACUGCGGUCCGACCGUUUACGAUUCUUCCCAUAUGGGCCACGCUCGCAACUACCUCACUCAGGACAUCAUACGCAGAAUCCUACGCGACUAUUUCAGCUACGACGUUAAAUUUGUCAUGAACAUUACAGACGUCGAUGAUAAGAUCAUCUUGAAAGCCAGGCACAGCUAUUUGUUCAACAAGUACAAGCAAGACAAUGGCGUGGCUAACGAUACCGUCAAACGCGAUUUAGUUGCUUCAUUUGAGGCAUUCGUUGAGAAAGUGAAACCAUCAUUUAGUUCUAUACCACCAAAUUCAUCCUCCCCCCAAGAAUACGCGGCGGCUGUUAUCGAUCACUCUCACUCUCUCCUUCCUUCUUGGCUUGAACACGAACCUAAGGCGGGAAUGUACGUGCAAACUCUCAAGGACUCCCUCGAAGCACUCCAGACACUCUCACUCGACAAGGCUUACGAUAUUCUCUCUCCAUACCUCGACAAGCACCACGGAGAGAGUGUAACCGAUCCUGCUAUUUUCAGAUCCUUAGCUGCUUACUGGGAGGCUGCUUUCUUCAAAGACAUGGCCGCACUUAAUGUCGAAAAACCUGAUACACUCACCCGAGUGAGCGAGUAUGUGCCUGAAAUCAUCCACUUUGUCGAGAAGAUUAUCAGUAAUGGAUACGCAUAUGCCGUUGAAGAUGGGAGUGUGUAUUUCGAUACGAAAGCAUUCGACCAUUCUAAGUCGCGCAAAGGGUUUGAGCACGUGUACGCCAAAUUACAGCCAUGGUCGAAAGGUAGCAAGGAGUUGAUCGACGAGGGUGAAGGGAGUCUAAGUAGUGGGGGAACGGGAAAGAAGGGCAAUUCAGAUUUCGCGCUAUGGAAGGCGUCUAAACCGGGUGAGCCAUCGUGGCAGUCUCCUUGGGGCGCAGGCAGACCAGGAUGGCACAUCGAGUGCAGUGUUAUGGCGUCCGAAGUUCUCGGUCAUAACAUAGACAUACAUUCAGGCGGUGUAGAUCUGAAAUUUCCUCACCAUGACAACGAAAUUGCCCAGAGCGAGGCGUGUCAUGACUGUCCAGCGUGGAUUAACUACUUCCUUCACACAGGCCACCUUCACAUCGAAGGGCAGAAGAUGUCCAAAUCUUUGAAAAACUUCAUCACCAUCGACGACGCUCUCGCUAGGUACUCACCCAGACAGCUGCGCCUAGCGUUUAUGCUGCAGCUGUGGAACACGCCGAUGGACUUCAAGGAGAGUGCGAUGGCGGAAGUGCGCAACUACGAGAGCAUGCUGAGCAACUACUUCAGCAAUAUCCGCGCACUGCUGCGCGACAGGCGCGAUAGAGAGGUAGGAGAAACUGAGAGAGAGUUGGAGUGGGACGGCAGACACCACUACGAUGCGCGCGAAAAGGAGCUGGAUGGGAAGCUGACGGCGGCGAAAGAAGGAGUGCGCGUAGCGCUUUGCGACAGCUUCAAUACGCCUUCCGCACUGCAGGUCAUGGGCAGUCUGGUGAGUGACGCUAAUGUUUACAUGGCGCAACAGCGCGCGGCGAACACGGUCAUGAAUGUAGAUGUACUAGAGAAUAUAGCCAAGUACGUCACGCGUAUGCUGUCGAUAUAUGGCGUCAUACCCACAUCGCAGCUGCUCGAGAUCGGCUGGGCUGAUGCGCAGGGCGAGCAGAACAGGAGCAGAGAGGAGGACGUCAUGCCUUACGUUAAGGCCCUGUCCUCUUUCAGAGACAGCGUCCGUCAGAUCAGCAUCGAAAAUAAGGAUGAUGGCCUCGCGCAGAUUCUUAGACUCUGCGAUCGCAUGCGCGAUGAGGACUGCGUCGAUCUCGGCAUCGCACUUGAUGACCAAAACAGCGGUAAGGCACUCGCUAAGCUGGUCAACCCCGAUGAGCUACGCGCGGCAAGGUCCGAGAAAGAACGCCAAAUAACCGCUAAAGCUGAGAGAUCGAGGUUGGUAAAAGAACAGGCUGAGCUGAAGCGCGUCGAGAAACUCAAGAAGAGCAGCAUCAACCCGGCGGAAAUGUUCAAGGGGCUGCAGGAGUAUUCGAAGCUCGAUCAAGAUGGGAUACCUACCCACGACAGCCACGGUGAAGAGUUAUCUAAGAAACGCCGCAAGAAUGUCAUCAAAGAAUACGAAAUACAGGCUAAGGCGUAUAGAGAAUACUUAGACGCUGGUAGUCCUUCCGUCUGA
Molecule: messenger RNA, 2298 nt
Organism: Wallemia ichthyophaga EXF-994
Lineage: Eukaryota; Fungi; Basidiomycota; Wallemiomycetes; Wallemiales; Wallemiaceae
Product: putative cysteine--tRNA ligase
Exons: 2
Coding region: 1-2298 (765 amino acids)
Biological process (GO): cysteinyl-tRNA aminoacylation
Cellular component (GO): cytoplasm
Molecular function (GO): cysteine-tRNA ligase activity; ATP binding
Source: RefSeq, a predicted model, not a curated record